This is a messenger RNA of Leptopilina boulardi, 1122 nucleotides long. Its product is annotated as zinc finger CCHC domain-containing protein 17-like. The transcript is spliced from 2 exons. Lineage: Eukaryota; Metazoa; Arthropoda; Insecta; Hymenoptera; Figitidae. Bases 168 to 899 code for a protein of 243 amino acids. Gene Ontology annotation, biological process: RNA stabilization. The record is from RefSeq and is a predicted model, not a curated record. Gene Ontology annotation, molecular function: zinc ion binding; RNA binding.
GCCUUUAAUAACCCCCUUUAUCGUCGCCCCUGAAUCAAUAAAUGUUUUGACAGUUCUAACCUAAAAUUAGAAAAAAAACAAAACGAAAAAUGGAAAGAUUAUUAUAUUACUUUGUACUAAUAAUAAAAUCAAAUUUUUAACAAUUAAAUAUCUAUAAAACUAUCAAAAUGUCAAAUUGUGAGCUAAAUCAAAUAUUUCUCGGAGAAGUUGCAUCCGUACAAAAUUACGGAGCAUUUGUUCGCAUACCAGGAUGUUCUCAACAAGGACUAAUUCAUCGAACUCAGAUAAGUACAUCUCAUGUGGAUGAUGUCGGGGAUAUUUUACAAAAAGGCGAACGUGUUUGGUGUAAAAUAAUAACAAUUGGAGAAAAUGGAAAAAUUGCCCUAUCAAUGAAAUAUGUAAAUCAAGGAAAUGGUAAAGAUUUAGAUCUAAAUGGAGUGAAACAACAAAUGGAGGAGCAAAAAAAAAGAACAAUAAUACCAAGAGAACGAAAAGCAAUUCAAUUGGAAGCUGUAUUAAAUACCACAUGUUCAAAAUGUGGAACAAUUGGACAUUUUGCAAAAGAUUGUUUUAUGUCACUUGAUGGUAAAAAAUAUGAAUUAAUACCAGAAAUAGAAGAUGAACAUGUGACACUGCCGGAAGUAAAAAUUUCAACGGAAAAAAUUCAUAAAUCAAAAAAAACAAAGAAAAAGAAAAAAAAAUCACAUAAAUAUUCAACAGAUUCGGAUACUGAUAAUAAAAAGAAAAAAAAGAAACAUUCAAAAGAUCACAAACGAAAAAGAAAACAAAGUUCAAGUUCAUCAGAUGAGAAUUCAAAGAAAAGAAAAUUCAUCACUGGCGAAUAUUCCGAGAGACAUUCUAAAAAGUGUAAACGAUCCAAAUCUAAAUAUUCAGACUGAAUUUUACAAUUACAAUUUUUUAUUUUAAAAUCAAUUAGAUAAUUAAAUUUAUAAAAAAUAAAUAACUUACGGGCGUGAGAUAUUUGUAAGUUAAAUGAACAUUUUCAGCAAGAACAUCAGCGGCAAGAUCAUAAAAUUGAUAUUUACAAUAUAACAACAAUAAAUUAGCAAAUGUCUCCGGAGGAAAUGGAUUUUGUUGCAAUAAAAAUUGAAGUUUCUCAAA